This is a messenger RNA of Aspergillus tanneri, 1308 nucleotides long. Its product is annotated as putative aminotransferase. The transcript has a single exon. The coding region runs from base 1 to 1308 and encodes 435 amino acids. NCBI's taxonomy places the organism in Eukaryota, Fungi, Ascomycota, Eurotiomycetes, Eurotiales, Aspergillaceae. Gene Ontology annotation, biological process: biosynthetic process; amino acid metabolic process. The record is from RefSeq and is a predicted model, not a curated record. Gene Ontology annotation, molecular function: pyridoxal phosphate binding; transaminase activity.
AUGACACAGCCAGAAGAACUUGGUGCCAUUUCUUGCAGGGCCCAAAAUGCGGUGGAAUCAAGCUCCAAAAAUCUGAUGUGGGAUGUGAUGAAGGAUUUGUGGUGUGAAUCGAUAAAUCCAAAUGGUUAUGUGAACGUUGGCGUAGCGGAGAACCUGCUCAUGCACGACCACCUGCUGGAGUUCAUCAACCGGAAACUCGAUCUGCCUGCGAGAUACCUCACAUACAAUGACGGAGGUGGCGGAUCGACCAGGCUGAGAAGCGCAAUCUCCAGAUUCAUCAACCGACAUUUUAAUCCUGUGACUCCCGUCCAAGUCGACCAUGUAGUCGUCACGAAUGGCGUCUCAUCGGCGAUCGAGCAUGUUUCGUGGGCUUUUGCAGACCCCGGCGACGGAAUUCUUCUUGGUAGACCCUUCUACGGCACAUUUAUCCCGGAUGUCUCGCAACGGCCAGGGACUACAGUGGUUCAGGUAUCCUUUGACGAUUGCGAUGUAUUUGGCCUCGAGGCCGUGGAUAAAUAUGAACAAGCGCUAUUGCACUUCCAGAAGACCACAGGACGAAAGGUGAAGGGACUCGUACUCUGCCAUCCUCAUAACCCACUUGGACGGUGCUAUCCGAAACCCGUGAUUAUCAAAUUGAUGCAAUUCUGUCAGAAGUAUCGACUGCAUUUCAUCAGUGAUGAAAUAUAUGCGCUGUCAGUGUGGCAGAAUACCGUUGAUGAGAGUCCUCCUCCAGUAGCUUUCGAAUCGGCAUUAUCUGUCGAUCUGAAUGGGAUCAUCGAUCCCCAUCUCGUCCAUGUUCUCUGGGGAAUGAGUAAAGACUUUGGUGCCAAUGGUCUUCGACUGGGAGCCAUCAUCUCCCAGGCCAACACAGGUCUCCAUGACGCAUUACAGGCAGUAACGCUAUAUUCGUAUGCGUCAGGGGUAUCGGAUUACCUGACGCACUGUAUUCUCGAGAACACGGAGUUCACAGAUCGGUAUAUCUCUCUGAAUCGGAAAAGGCUCUCAGAUUCUUACGCAUUCGCGGUGCAACAUCUUAAGGGACACGGUAUUGAGCAUACCCCAGGCUGUAACGCGGCCUUCUUUCUUUGGGUUAACCUGGGGAAGAGGUAUCUCGAACUACAUCCGGAAGACCGUAGUGAGGAUGUCAGUGACAAGGUUAUGCAGCGUCUUCUCCAGAAGAAGGUGUUUUUGGCAAGUGGUUCUUUGUUUGGAUCUGAACAGGCUGGCUGGUUUCGGAUCGUAUUUUCGCAUCCGGUGGAGUAUCUGAGGGUAGCGCUACAGAGAAUCGUUGCUGCGCUGGAAGACUAG